CCAAGUCUGUCCCGCUUUUGGCAAAUAAAGGAGAAACUGGUUUUGUUGGCAGCUCUCCGCACUUGGGAGUCGGGCUGCAGAUGCAAAAUCUGUUGGAUGCGGCAGGGUCGGGCUCUGAGCUGUGUGGGAGAGAAAGGCAGCGGGAAGGACGGCUGGAGAGAGAAGGAGCGAGACCUGAAACCCGGGAACAAUGAACUCUUAAGAAGUACAGUACCUGGGUUCCUAAUGAAACUUCGACAGGAAAUCUAAACAAAAGGGAAAGUCUGCACUGGUACAUUAUCCUGAGUCAAGAUCACACGACUGGAUGGGGACAGUAGCAGGAGAACUGGAUGCUCAGGCAGUGUCAAAGUUGGUGGUGGGCACUGAAGGCCUUGGAGGAAACUCUUGCAGCAACGGCCAAUGGAAACCAACAUCUCCAGACCAUCAGAAGACUCUGGGCUCAUGUCCUGGGACAAAUGUGGCUGUCACCAGCUCUGUUCCUUCUCCAUUUUCACCCACCCAAGAUGGAUCCAGUGGAGGGGAACAGAAACAGACAGGUGCCCCAGCUGCUGGGAAUGACAGCUGGGAUGGUGCAGGCAAGGACAUAGCUGGGCAAAGCCAGUCAGCAGUAGCACCAGCCACACAGAUGGAAAGUUGGCCAGAAGCACGGGGAAUAAAGCACUCUCAACAGAGACCUUCUGGUGGUCAGCAUACUAAGGAUGUGGACACAAAGCUUCAUAGGACUGAUAAUCAGCAUACAGAGAAUGUGGACACAGGGUCUCCUGGGUGUGACGGUCAGUGGACCAAGGGUGCGAAUAUAGAUCCUCCUGGGACUGAUGAGCAGUGGAUCAAAGGUGUGGGUACAGAACCUCCUGGGGCUGAUGGUCAACAGAGAAAGGAUGUGGGCAUAGAUCUUACUGAGGGUGAUGGUCAAUGCACUAAAGAUACAGGCACCGGACCACAUGAGGCUGAUGGUCAACAAAUCAAGCAUGUGGACAUAGAAUCUCUUACAGCUGAUGGUCAGUGGACCAAGGGUACAGACACAGAAACUUCUGUGACUGGUGGUCAGUGCACUGAGGUUGUGGACACUGGUAUUCCUGGGACUAAUAGUAUGUGGUCCAAUGUUGGACCAACUGUGGUAAAUGGUCAGCAGGCAAAAGGUCUGGACACUCACAUUUCUGCAUCUGAUGGUCAGAGGAACAUGGGUGUGGAUUCUGGACCUUCUGAAACUUACAGUCACCAAACAAUGCCUUUAGGCACAGGACCUUUAGGAACCAACAAUAUGGAGACCCACAGUGGACAAUUAAAAGGAAAUGAGCAAGUUUUGAAACCAGGUCAAGAGCGAGGACUGGACCAGGACGUCCAGAAGGAUCCUCGGGUCCAGAAAACUGAACAGGAUAGCAUUGAAAAAGGAAGCAGAGAGAAUGGCAGUGGCAGUGACCCAGUGACAAAGAUUGAUGGCCGAUCAGGUGAUAGAAAAGGGAAAAUAGCUGAAGCUGAAAGCUGUGAGCAGCAACUGAGAGUUGGAAUGGAGGGAGGUGCCAUCCCCAAAACUGGCUUGGCAUUACCUGAGGAAAUUCAUGGGCUACAGAUUGCUUCUAAAGGAAAUGAAAUCUCUAUCCAUGAUUGUUCUAUAAAACAGCAGCCAGCCUUACAAACGUUGGGUACUGAGCCAAACAAAACAGGAAGAAGCCAACAAGAUGAGUGCAAGUUUAAGGAUGCUGAGACAAUGACGACCCAGUCUCCAGCUGGCUCCUUUCCUCUCAACCGGAAUAAGUCCUGUCGGGAUGUUGAAGUCCAGGCAGUUCUGCAGAGCUUUCAGUGUAAAUCAACUGCAACCAGCCCCAAGAGCCCAGUGCCUGGCUGGGCAGGGAACUUGCUGAGUGAUACCCUGGGUGCUCAGAAAGUCUGUUCAGAAAGCAGUAACCCCAAAUUCUAUGUGGCCAAUAAUCACAUGGUGUGCAUCACGGACACCCAGCAGGGCUCGGAACAGCUGAAGAUUACGUGUAAUUUUACAGAGGACGCUGAGCAAUCGAAUAUCAUUUGUGAACUCACUGAGGAGUCAACUGGCAUAGAAUCCUGCAGAGGUAACAAAGAAAAUAAGCAGGAAAAUGACUGUAAUCAGCUAGCAAUAACAUGUGACAACAGGAGUAGGCCGCUGGUUUCUAGAGUUCUAGAUCAUGGACCGGGGCAAUCCGCUGCUUUCAUUGGUCAGUCAAAACUGGAUGAAGCUGGACCACAUUUGCAGCACAAAGCAGAAACUGACUUCUCAAUGGGUAUAUGCCAGAUACACCAGGGACAUGAGCAAUCAAAGAAUACUUGUGUUGUUAGUGAGAAGUCAAACCAAUCGAAUAUUAAUAGCAGCAUCAGACAAGAAACCACCCACCUGCCCAUGUCACACUGUAUUGUAGAAGUAUCUGCAUAUGGCAGCAUUGGCAACCAAUCACAAAACAGUCUUGAUAAAGCAGGUCAAUCAAGUAUUUCUGCUGACACUAGUAUAAGAGUCCAACCACAGAAAAGCAGCAAAGAAUCUGAGCAAUCAAAACAAGGAUCUGUACUAAGUAGGCAAUCUGGCCAACUAAAGUAUACCUGCAAUAAAUCUGACCAGUUGAAAAUAGACUUUGACAUUAAUAAGCCAACCAAGAGUCCAAAACUUGCUGUGGACAUUCAAGAGAUAUCUGAUUGGUCACCCAUUGUAGAUAAUCACGGUGAGGAUUAUGGGCCAUCACAAGUGGCUGGUGACAGGAUUAGUAAUUCCAGCCCGAUAGUGGGUGUAAAGGAGGAGCAUGUUCAGUCAAAACAUGAUCCCAAAAAGAAAACUAAGCAAUCUAAAGAUGUCAUCAAUAAAAUAUCUGUCCAAUCACAAAUUAUAGAACCUGACCAAUCAAAAAGCCCUCACAACAUCUCAAAGGAAACUGACCAGCCAGACCCUGACCAUGGUACAAGAAAAGCAUCUAGCCAAUCAAAAGGUGCACACAGUAUCAAUAAGAGGUUGGCCCACUCACAAGCUGCUUGUGAUGUAAGGAAAGAAUCUAGUCAAUUUAAAACUGAUUUGAACAACAGUGAUGGAUCUGGCCAGUUAAUAGCUUCACACGACAAAUGUAAGGAAGUAGCCCAAUCAAAAGCAGAUGAUGUUACUAAGAAGGAAUCUGUGCAAUCAAAACGUACAUCUCACAUCAGCAAGCAACCUGACAUUGAUGUGGAAGUUGAACAAGAGCAGACAGCCAGUGAUGCGAGUAAAGAGACGGUGAAGUCGAAGAAUGUCCGUGAUGUGAUCUGGGAUGAACAGGGAAUGACCUGGGAGGUGUAUGGAGCUUCCCUUGACCCUGAAUCAUUGGGAUUUGCCAUUCAGUGUCACUUGCAGAGACAGAUUGUGGAGUACGAGAAGCAAAUCAAGGUAACCAACCAGAGCAAAAGAUCAGCAUCUAUCGAUGCAACGCCUGGGAGCAAUAAGCCUAAUAAAAGAAGGCAGCAAAAUAUAUUCAGGACAGUUCUGCAGAACAUGAGGUCCCCACAGUGUUGUGUACGUCCAGAACCUUCAUCUGUAAUUGACUGAAAUUAGCGUAGCAAUAUUUAAAGAACCCUUGAAAUUCAUAGGACACACUGCUUUAUGAUUACCCCUCCCCCCGGACUCGAUCAUGGACAGAUUUUUUUCCUAACAUAUGUGAAUGGGUGACAGUAUUCCACAUGGCCAUUCUGUUGUGUGUCCUUUUUUUUUUAGAGGAACCAUGUAAGUUGCUUGUUAGACAAUGAUGCCCACUAGCCGUAGUUAAAAUGAGUAGUUAGUUAUUAUUUCAUAAAGAGUAAAUUAAUAUUAUAGAGAUAACUGGUUUGUGAAGAUUUUAUUCAGAAUUCUUGGACUCAAAAAUACAUAUCAUUCAUCUUGAAGCUCAUGAAUAUCACACGAUGGCCUACAGUGCAUGAAAACAGUUCAUAUAUUUUAAUUGGAGCAAAAAAAAAACUGCUGGAUGCUGGAUUUCCAAAACAAAAACAGAAAAUGCAGGAAGCUUAACUGUGCUUCUUUCAACUUAGUGUAUUGCACUCAGUAUCAAAAUGUGUUCUCCUCACACUGGAGAAACCAAAUACAGAAUGGCUGACCACUCUGCAGGGCACCUCUGUGCGAUCAGCUGUGAGCUUCCAGUCGCCUGUCACUUCAAUUCUCACCUCGCCCCAACACAAGUAACAAGUAGUGUAAGCCUGAGGAACAGCACCUUACUUUUCUUUUGGGAAUGUGGUAGUCGUUGGGAGUUAAUAUUCAACUUAACUAUUUCAGGUACCUCACCCUUUUUAUUCCCUCUCUACCACCCUCCCUCAAGGAAUGACUGUAGUUUCCACUUCAAUUUAUUUUUACUUUCUUAUUUCCAAUUGCUGAUUUUUUAAAAAAGUAAUUACUAUCCUGCCAACAUUGGUGUGCACUCUAUCAUAGCCUCUCUCUCUGUUCCCUGCUAUUCUUCCUCCCUCUCCUGUUAGCCUUCAUGCAUUUCCAGUUCUGAUGAAGGAUUCUUUAUUUACCCCCUCUGAUGCUGCCUGACUCACUGAGCACUUCCAGCAUUCUCUGCUUUUGAUACACUUCUCUGUUUGUUCAUGAUUUGAGGGAUAAAGUUUACAUAAGCAGCCCAUAACAUUUGCAGUUCUGUGCUUCCUGUAGAAUGUCACCUGUAAAGCAAACAAGUGUUGAAACAUGUUGAAAUAUAGCCAACAGUACAGUUAUUUGUAGAAGUACAGGGUAUUAACCAGUGUUUUUUAAUUCAUUAAGGAACAUAGCACUUGUUCCAAAUACUUAAGUUUCAUGUUAAUUCUUGGAUUAAUGUGCUGUAUUUAGUAAACCAGAGACUUUUUAUGGUAUAAAUGUAAGACUAGAAAUAUCAAUAUAUGCAUCUUAGAUCAACAUACCAGGUGAAAUAUAUACAGUAACUGUCUGUACUUGAUUUUAAAACAGCACCAACAGUGGUCAAAUUUUCAGCUGAUCUUUUUCUAUUGCAUUAAUAUGAAUUAAUUGUCUUUUACUAAGCCUGGAUACAGUUUUCAUAAACAUUAUUCCAUAUCCAUUCCCCUUAAUCUAACGAAUGACCAGAAGUAAAGAGUGAUUGUUAUGUGAUAGCUCCUAUACUCUUAAACAGAUGAGGGAGCUGAAAUCAUUUUGAGGCUUAUCGUUGAAAUGGAUGGUGAGGAGUAGAGAAGGUGAUGCAAAAAGAAUAUCUUUGUAGCUGGGGAUGCUUUCUGAUUCCAUAGUAUUUCAAUCGUGUGCUUUUCCCUUCCUGUUAGAUUGUUCAUCAUCUCUACCUCUUAAAGAAAUGCAGUUAUAGAGCAAGGUUAGUUUAUGGUAAUUAAGAAUAAGCAGAAUCAAAGGAAAUCUCAUUAAGACGCAAGUACUUUGGUGGGUUUAACGGGAUAGAUGAAAAGCAUUUUCCAUAAGUGAGAGAGUCUAGAGGUCACAACAUACAGUUAAGGGGCCAUAAAUUUACCGUAGAAUUGUGAUGAAGAAAAAUCUGUAGGGAUGAACACAAGGGAUUCUACAGAUGCUUGAAAAUUUUGAGCAACACACACAAAAUGCUGAGGAAAUCAGCAAAUCAGGAAGCAUCUAUGGGUGGGGAUAGUUGGCAUUUCGGGCCAAUGCCCUUCAUUAGGAUGGCCUGAUGAAGGGUAUGGGUCUGAAACAUUUACUGUUUAUCCCCAUCCAUAGAUAUUGCCUGAGUUGCAGUUACUCCAGGAUUUUGUGUCUAUGAAAUGAAGCAACUUUUACUCAAAAGACUUCCAGUCUCUGUAUUCUCUAUUCCUGUGGGUAGUGAAUACUUAGUUAUUAAGUACAUUCAAGGCUCAGGUCGAUAGAUUUUUGAAGACUAAGAAAAUCAAGGGAAAUAGAAAUUGGACAGCAGAUUAGAUCAGUAAAGGAGGCUUUACUGUAACUGAUUGGAGAGAGAUUAAUGUUGGCACCAAGGGACAAAGAUCAAGACUGAUCGAUUCCCAGGAAUAUAAUUAUUUGCUUUGAAGGGAACAAAACUUCAUGUGGAGCUACUGAGAUAUAUAGCUGACGAUAACUUAAAUGCAGAAUUGUUUAGGAGGGACCUGGUUUAUUUGUGUGAUACCUGUGUUAAAGUAAGGAGGAAUAUCAAAUUAGCCCUGUGUUGUAAAUCCAUUUAAUUUAAACAAAUGCUAAUUACUUUCUUUGAAAAAAUAGAAUGGAAAUGGGCAACGCUUGACAGUCCUGCAGAAAAAGUGUCUAUUUUCUGGAAAGAAAAUCAAAAAUGCUCAAUUGUUGAUUUUGUAAAUUAUCAAUUGUUAUUUGGAGGCAGAGUGGUACAGCUUGCAGAGUUGUCAUCUCACACCCAGGUUUACUCCUGACUUCAGGUCCUGUCUGUGUGGAGUUUGCACUUUCUCCCUGUGAUUGCAUGGGUUUCUGUUGGGUGCCCCAGUUUCUUCACAUAUCCCAAAGUUGUGCGGGUUGUUAGGUUAACCAGCUACUGCAACUUGCCCCCACCCCCAAUGUAUAGGGGAGACGACAAUGUACAGAUUGUGUGUUUAAUGCAGGAUUAUUGUAAAUGUGUGGUCGAUGGUCAUGUACUUUGUGGCCUGAGCAUCAACCAUUGUUUCCUGUUGUUUCUCUAUGAUGACUUCUCACACAACAAAAGCAACUUACAUUUAUAUAGUGCUUUAAAGUAAGCAGGAUAUUAUCAGACAAAAAUUGAUAUCAGGGGACAUAAGGAAAUAUGCAAAAGAGAAAUAUGGAGGGGUUGAGGAGAGAAUACCAGCAGUUGUGGAGCACUUAAGAUCUGGAUAGCACAAUAAGCCAGACUGAAGAGUGAAGAUGUUUCAGAAUCAGUUUUAUUAUCACUAACAUAGGACACAAAAUGUAUUAUUUUGUGGCAGUAGGACAGUGCAGAGAACUAAAAUUACUAUAAACUACAAAAUAAAUAAACAGUCCAAGAAGAAAGAAAUAACAAGGUUCAUGGACCAUUCAGAAAUCUGCUGGUAGAGGGGAAGAAGCUGUUCCUAAAUCGUUCAGCUUGGGUCUUCAUGCUGUUAUAAUAGCUGAAGGACUUUACAGAAAUUGGGGAGGAUAUGGUUGGUGUAAGGUGGUGUGGAUGGAGGGUGGAGUAGAGUGCGAAGUGAAAUCAAAUAGAGGGUUGAUGUGUAAAUGGGACCUAAAGUGUACAAACACACAGAGUGGAAGUGAUUUGGACGAUUUUGGAUUUGUGCAAGGAAAAGAUCAUGGAAUAUUCAAAUCAAUAUAUAGAAAGACUCCAGGUAACAACUUAAAAAUGCUGCCUCUCUUUACUAACAGGUAAUCUUCCUGUUUUAUUGGAAAACCCAGCAAGCAAUUAAAUUUGACCUAUUGUGAUUGUUUUCUCAAAAACUUCGGCAUGUCAUCCAUUCAAAUUAUUUAAAUGCGUAAGUUUACUGAGGUAGUGCAAAGGGAAAGCAAUAACAGAAUGGAGAAUAUAAUAUUAUAGUUGUGUUACAUAGAAAGCACAGUGCAGGUAGAAAGUAAGGUGAAAGGCCAAUGAUGAGUUAUAUUCUGAAGUCAAGGAUUUACCUUUAUCAUACAAGAAGUGUGAUCAAGAGUCUUAUAACAGUUGGAUAGAAACUGUUCUUGAGCCUGGUAGUGUAUGCUUUCGAGUCUUUGUAUCUUCUGCCUGAGGGAAGGGUGGAGAAUAAAAAAUUUCUGGGGUGGGAGGGUUCAGUGAUCCAAAGAUUUCUUGGAUUUAAUUCAAGAAAUUAAUUCAGAGAGAUGAGGGUUAUGAUUGAAAUAGUAUAGAUGAAUGGUCAAGGAACUGGAAUAUAAUGGCUAGGCUCAAUUUAUAUAUGCUAUCAGUAGCCAAUUUAUUAGGUACCUACUAUACCUAAUAAAGUGGCCAAUGAACAUAUGUUCAUGGUCUUCUACUACUGUAGCCCACCUUUUUCAAAGUUUAAGGCGCUAUGCAUUCAGAGAUGUUCUUCUGCACACCACUGUUGUUAUGCAUGGUUAUUCGAGUUACUACCACCUUCCUGUCAGCUUGAACCAAUUUUGCAUUUUCCUCUGUCCUCUCUUACUAACAAUUAUGUUUUCACCCACAGGGCUAUCACUCACUGGGUGUUCUUUUUUCUCUCGCACCAUUCUCUGUAAACUCUAGAAACUGUUGUGCAUGAAAAUUUAAGGAGAUCGGCAGUUUCUGAGAUACUCAAACCACCAUGUCUGGCACCAACAAUCAUUUCACAGUCAAAGUCACUUGGGUCACAUUUCUUUCCCAUUUUGACAUUUGCUCUGAGUAACUGAACCUCUUGACAUAUCUGCAUGCUUUUAUGCAUUGAGUUUCUGCCACAUGAUUGGCUGAUUAGAUAUUUGCAUUAAUGAGCAGGUGUACCUAAUAAAGUGGAGAAUGUAUGUAGAGUACAAAGCAGGGAUAGAUCCAAAGACUAUGGACUGUGGCCACUGAGUAUAUAUUCUCAGAUUCUGUUUCAGAACAGUCAAAUCCACGAUGUCUGAUGGGUAUGAAGGGGAAGGUUGCUGUCACUGCUCACCACUCACAUUCAGGACCUACUUACAAUUCCAAAUCGCAUCCCAGUGAUGCUGUUAGACCUAAGCUGCUCAUUGAAAGAAGAGCUUCAUUUCUGCAGACUUCCUCUCCUUUGAAGGCUGGAAAUUUGGUUGGCUGCAGGAUUGGGGAAGCCAAGAGACUAGCCUCUCAUUUUAGCUGCUCAUGUUUACUACCAAAAUGGUGAAGAUUUAAAUUGCUAUUCGGAAGCUUGAGUUGCAAGGAAGGGUUGUUUAGACCUGGAACGUAGGAGGUAGUGGGGUGACCUGAUAGAGAGAUGUAGACCAUGAGAGGCACAACAGGAUGAAAGCACAAAGCCUAUCAUCCAGGGAGAGGUUAUUAAAAACAAGAGGACAUAGACUUAAGAUCAGAGGCAAGAGAUUUAAAAGAAGAAAUUAGGGACUGUUUCCUCGUGCAAAGGGUGCUACAUAUUUGAAAUGAGCUGCCAGAAACAGUGCUUGAGGCAGUCACAUCCUCAUCAUUAGCCUCCUCAGUAAGUACAUGGGUAGGUGAGCUUUGGCCAAACAUGGGCAGAUGGGACUAGUUCAUUGUGCAACACGGUCAGCAUGGAUGGGUUGGGCUGAAGAUCCUCUUCCCUUGCAGUUUGACACUAUGUCUCUAAACCUGGGGCCAAAAUCUUGUGAAUCUUCUUAUUGUUAAGUUAAAAGUUAAAGUCUGGCACGAGCCGUGUGGCCCAUCAGGCCAGUGCUUAUGCCGGUUUCCAUCUUCUUAUUGGAUAAUGCAAAAUCAAGUCCUGGAAAGGUUUACUUGAUCUUCCAAAGAGAAAAGUUUAUCUGUUCUCCUUGGCCCGUGCAGAUAUACUGAUAUAGGAAUCAUCUUGAUACUUUUCUAAUGAAUUUUUCCUUCAUUCAAUGGUACCACAGUUAUUUAAGUUGAGGACCUUUACUACAUGCACCUUUAUCAUUGUAAACCUAUUUACAUUUGUUCCUUAUCUCUGAAGAAAACAUUUCGAUGUUAAUCAAUUGCUAUAUGUUACAUUUUUAAAAUGUCUCUUUUUUCUCUGUCAAAGGUAUAAUAAAUGUGAUUAUGUAGGAAGAAUUUCUGUUUACAGUCUUCUCCCAAGGGUUUGGAUUUAUGAUGUUCUGUAUUUUCUAAGAGUGAGCCAUCAUGCAAUUGUUUGUCUCUAUAAAGAAACAUAGAAACAUAGAAAAUAUACAGCACAAUACAGGCCCUUCGGCCCACAAAGCUGUUCCGAACAUGACCCUACCUUAGAACUACCUAGGCUUACCCAUAGCCCUCUAUUUUUCUAAGCUCCAUGUAUCCAUCCAGGAGUCUCUUAAAAGAUGCUAUCGUUUCCACCUCCACUGCCGCUGCCGGAUGCCCUUUCCACGCACUCACCACUCUCUGCAUAAAAAAAUUACCCCUGACAUCUCCUCUGUACUGAGGAGAUGAGCUGUCCAAAGACAAUGUGGAUUAUAAACAAAAAGGGUGCAUCUAUACAGUAGCUUUUCUGAUUC
Messenger RNA from Mobula hypostoma (lesser devil ray), 9970 nucleotides. RefSeq lists its product as uncharacterized. Bases 305 to 3535 code for a protein of 1076 amino acids. Gene Ontology annotation, cellular component: plasma membrane. Gene Ontology annotation, biological process: neuron projection development. Lineage: Eukaryota; Metazoa; Chordata; Chondrichthyes; Myliobatiformes; Myliobatidae. The transcript has 2 exons. The record is from RefSeq and is a predicted model, not a curated record.